AUGCAACAUGCAAGAUUCAAUCCUCCGACUAAGAAUGAUCCCAACCAACCUAGAGUAUCAGCUAAUCAUGCUAGUUUAACGAUUGGAUCAACUGGUGUUAACAAAAGAAUUGGAUCAACAAUUACUGUCAGUCGUAAAAACAAUCAUAGUAUAGAGAAAAAACAAGAACAACCUUUGCAACCAACAAUACAGGCAGAAGAAAAACCAAUACAAGUUAACUUAUGGUUUCAUGAAAUACGUACUACUCCUGAAGACAUAUUGAUAGAUUCUAAUGCAUUUCCUGGAGGACUUCAACCAGGUCAAAUUUUGGAGUUAACAAGUUUAGAACAACCUGUAAAACGACUAGUCUUUAAGAUAACUCAAAAGAAUAUAAGAGAACAGAAUGAUACUCCAGAAUUAAAACCACUGGAUAGAAAAUCCCAAUUAUCAUUAAUGUCAAAUCCAUUUCAAAAAUUACUAGAUUUAGCUCCUAGAAGUUUAGUCUCUAUAAAAAAAUUAAUCAAAUUAGAUUCAGUCGCAAUUGAUUCAAUGGAAAUAUUCAUAAAGGAUGUUAAUUUAUCCAGAGAUGCUAUGUGGCAAUUUAGCUCCUCUCUAGUGGGUGGUUGUUGUUAUACCGAACAACGAUUAUCAUACUUAAACAAUAGAAUAGGGAUUGUUAAAUAUAUGUAUAAAAAUGGUAAAAAGAUCUUCUCCGGAUAUAUUGAUAAAGAAACUAAGAUCAUAUAUAGGAGUGAAAGUGCUAAACUUACAGUGCUAAUUCAAUUAUCAAGAGAAAUGUGGAAUUUUGAAGAAAACGGAGAAAUUAUGUUUCAUAAAUUAGUUAACAACUUGUUUCCUAAAAUUUUUAGAAGAUGGAGAGAUAAAGGAACUCAUCAUUCAAUAACAAUUGUUUUAUUUACAAGUAUUGAUCUUACAGAUAUACCAUGGACUCAUUUGGUUCCCGGAGAACGACCGCCUCAAAGACGUGACUUUUUUAGGGUUGUAGUUGAUCAAGUUAAUAUUAUGCAUUGGGAUAGAAUAAUGGCGAAUUUAAGGUUAGAAUUUGCAAAUUUUAAAAGAGAUUGUAUGUUAAGUAAAGAUGAAGAUAUGACUUAUCUGAUGCCUGGUCAAACUUUACCUUCUAUUAAGGGUAAUAUAUUAGAAGCAGUUAAUGUUGGAUUAGUUUUAUUAAAUGAUAGAUUUCGAAAUACUGAUUUAAAACAUUCUUUAAGUCAUUUUAUGUUAAUUACACCAGGUACUGGAUUAUUUGAUGUUGAUUUCAAUUUAUUAUUAGAAACUAGUAGGAAAAUUUCAAGUAUUGAUACAAGUUUAGACAUUAUUUGUCUUAGUCAACCACCAUUACAUGUUACUCCAUUAUUUAGAUUCCUUAGAGAUGGAAAAGUAUGUCAUUGUGUACCUAUAUGGUGUGACGUUUCAUUUUACAAAGAUAGAUCUGACGAUAAUCAAUGGAUUCCAAGAUGCAAAAUCUAUGAAUUACAAAUGAUGGGAGUUAUGGAAAAUGAAGCGAGUGAUGCAAGAAUAUCCAGGUUACAUGUAAAUACUGAUUUAAAUGAAGUUAUGGAUAAAUAUGAUGAAUCUAUUUUUAAACCAAUACGACGAAGGGAAAAAAUUGAGUUUAAAAACCAAGAAGUGGAAGAAAUAGAAGAACCAAAAUUCAAAGCUCCAGCAAUUAAAGAUUCAAAAGCUACACUUUCAUUAAUUUUUAAUAAUCAAACUUCAUUAUUACCUGCAAAUAGUUCAACUACCACUCAAUCAGCUUCAGGUGUUGUUGCUCAUGCAACUGAAGCUUCAGCUUUAUCCAAAUUAUAUAAUAUUAACAAAUUUAGUGAAGAUAAAAUUUCAACUUCACCAACACCGUCAAUUGCUCCAUCUACAAGACUCAUUGAAAGUUAUAGAAAAGAUUCAGGAUCACCUAGAAUUAUAAAAGGGGAAACUUUAUUUACAAGAAAACAACCAGAUGAACGAAGAAAAAGUUCUGAAAAAUAUAGAGACAAAUUACCUUCAUUAACUGAACCUGUAAAAGAUUUACCGUAUAGUAAUUUUUGGAUUGAAAUUUGUAACCCCUCCAGAGAAAUUACAAAUAAUAUUUUACAAAAAGCUCCAAUUAGUAGAUGGAGUAAUCUAUUCCCAGUUAAAAUUCAAAGAAAAUUAAUUAAAUGGAGAUCAUUUCAAGCUCCUGCUUCUUUACCGACCGCAACAGGAGUUUUUCCAACUCAACAACAGUUACAAAAGGAUUAUACUUUCCAAAACUAUUCAGUUUAUCUCAAUAGUGAAAAUUAUUUAGAAUUGAAAAGUUCAGCUGAUUUAAUGAGAGAAAUGAUACAACUAAGAUUAAUGUUAGGUUUUCAAAUAUGUUAUGGUGAUAGAGUUUAUAAAGCAGAAUUAGAAAGAAAACCUUCAGGUAAUGCUGAUUCAAUUAUAAAAUAUUUUCCAAAAGAUUAUUUAGGUUCAAUUAUUUAUUUAUCAUUAGAUGAUGAAAUUCAUAGAAUUCAUUGUGAUUAUAAUGGUAAUUUGAAUGUUCAACUUUAUCGAAAAACAGAAGAAUCAGAAAAUGAUCCCAAAAAAAUAACAUUAGGUCAAAGAAAACCUCAACCUUAUUUCCCAUUAAUUAGAACAAGAUAUGCUGAUGAAUAUACUCCAGCUCAAGUUGAUGCUAUAGCUGCUCAACCACAAAAAUAUAAUUGGAAUCAAUUUGAUCAACUUUUAGCUGGAUUUGAUGAUGCAAUGCCAGAAGAUAAAAAAGAAUUUCAUAAAAUGAAAUUUGUUGUAAUGCCCGCGGAAAUACCCAAAAAUGCUUAUUAUUUAAGCAAUGAACAUUUAAAUGCAGAAGAAAUUAGAGUUGAAGGCUUAAGAAAAUUAAUAGCAGUUAUUGAAAAAGGAAAAUCAAAGAGCCUAAAGACAUCAAAUGAAAGAUAUUCUGAUGUUAUAUUUUAUACUGGAAAUUUAUAUGAUUUUUUAACUCAAGAAGCUGAAAAUUUUGAUAUUACUGGUAAUCAACCUACUUUAAUGAUACCUGAAAAUUUGAGAUUUAAUAAAAAUAUAAAAUUACAAGAAUUAGCUAUUGAAUUACAAAAUACAGAAACUGGUUUAAAUUUAACUGAUAGAACUUGGCAUUUUAAAAUUCAUUUACAAUGUUUUAUUGGAACUGAAUUAGUUACUUGGUUAGUUGAUUGUUUUGAAGAUAUAGAUACAAGAGAAGAAGCAACAAUUUAUGGUCAAAGUUUAAUGAAUAAAGGAUUAUUUAAACAUGUUGAACUGAGACAUGGUUUCAUUGAUGGUUAUUAUUUUUAUGAAUUUGAAGAAGAAUAUUUUGAAAAAAUUGAUAAACCAAAUAAAAAUUCUUGGUUUAAAAAAGAUGGAUCAAUAACUCCUAAAAGUAAUACAUCCCCCAAGAUUCAACCUGGUUUAGAAAAUGGAUUAAGUAAAAUUACAUCAUCUCAAAAUUUAAGUACAAUAUCUGAAUCAUCAUCUGUUGAGAGAAAAAGAAAAAAAUUUAUAUUAUCAAGAUCAAUUAAAUUUGAUGUUGAUCCAUUAAAAAAAUCUUAUAGACCUGAAUUAAUAACUGUUCAUUUUGAUAGAGUUCAUAAUCCUGAACAUUGUUAUCAUAUUAGAAUUCAAUGGCUUAAUACUACUAAUAAAUUUGUUGAAGAUACUAUAACUGCAUGGUCAAGAUUAUGUCAAAGACAUGGUUUAAAAUUAGUUGAAACUCCAUGGAAAGAAUUAUGUGCAAUACCAAAAUUAAGUCCUUUCCAUUCAUUUGUUGAAGUUAAAUUAAAUUUAAAUCCAUGGUAUGAUGAAGAAUUUAAUGAUUCCAAGAUUUUAAAUUCAAAUAAAUAUUAUUAUCAUCUAUAUUUUUUAAAAAAAUUGAAUUUUUUAUUAGAUAAUAGAGCAACAUCAUUCUUUCUGAAAGAUAAUAUUGAUAUUACUUAUAGUUGGGGCAAACCUUCUUUUCAAUAUGCUCAAUUUAUUCAUAAAACUGGAUUUUAUAUAGUUGAAUUAAGAGAUAAUGGAGAUUUUUUUUUAGCUCCAAAUAAUAUGCAUGUUACAAGAAUUAAUUCAUCAAUUUCACCAAUUGGAGGAGGCGGUGGAGGAGAUUAUGAAUCAAAUACAAGAGCAUUACAUUUAGAUUCUCAAAAAAUUAUGCUUAAUUUUAGAGCUGCUUGUCAAAAUGAAGAAUUUUUAAUAGAAGUAUUUAGAGAUGCAAAAUAUUCAUGGAAAGAAAAAUUUAUUUCACAAAUAAAUUAG
Messenger RNA from Lodderomyces pseudojiufengensis, 4245 nucleotides. It is a transcript of the gene IML1, whose product is annotated as Iml1p. The transcript has a single exon. Bases 1 to 4245 code for a protein of 1414 amino acids. The record is from RefSeq and is a predicted model, not a curated record. Gene Ontology annotation, molecular function: GTPase activator activity. Gene Ontology annotation, cellular component: GATOR1 complex. Gene Ontology annotation, biological process: intracellular signal transduction; negative regulation of TORC1 signaling; positive regulation of autophagy. Lineage: Eukaryota; Fungi; Ascomycota; Pichiomycetes; Serinales; Debaryomycetaceae.